Uloborus diversus is the source of this 2998-nucleotide messenger RNA. RefSeq lists its product as uncharacterized. The record is from RefSeq and is a predicted model, not a curated record. NCBI's taxonomy places the organism in Eukaryota, Metazoa, Arthropoda, Arachnida, Araneae, Uloboridae. The coding region runs from base 307 to 2961 and encodes 884 amino acids. The transcript is spliced from 10 exons.
GGUUGUCGAAUGUUUGAUUAGAAGUAAACAUAUAGUAAUUUUGCAUAUUGUUUACCAUGUAUCUCACUAAUCUGCCUCGUUAUGGUGAAUCCAUCAAACAUUUUAAAAAACGAAAUCAACAGUACCAACACAAUCAACCAUGCUUAAAAACUUCAUGACCAAAGCAUUUUCUCAAAAUAUUUUAUUAUUGUGAUACAGAAAUGAUGCGAAGUUUUUAUGAAGCGUUUGACGAUAAAAUUGUUUCUUGGAACUCAGGUGAAGAAAUCUUUCUCUUUCUGUGAUUAUUCGAGGCUCUAACCUUUUAAAAUGAUGUCAUUUAAUGAAGCACCGUCCAAGAGAAAAGCUCUUUCUGCCAGAAAAUCGGUCGACUGUCAUGAACUGAUUGGCGAUAAGGUGGACAAAUUAAACGAAUUACCCAAGUGUGCUGGUUCAGCCUCAAACUUAUCGACAAGAGCAAAACUUAUGCAGCAGAGGAAAUAUUUCGAUAGUUUAUUGGCUGAUCUUUGUCAAGCAUAUUAUAAAAUCAAUUGUAUCAGUGAUCAAAAGUCAUUUUUAAAUGCUUGUCAAGUCUUAGAAAAAUUGAGUAAGGUUAUCUCUGUAUUAACUACAGCACAAGAUAGUAAUAGUUGUCAUAUUGAUAAAACAUCCACGCAUCAUACAAUGCAUCUAAGCCUUAAAAAAGUUCAAUUUUAUCAUGAUGUAUUAAAAAGGCUUCUUGAAGAGAGGUGUUCAAUAGUUAUAAAUGAAGAAUGUAAUUUUUGUAUUACCCAAACACAAAAAAUGGUUUACGAUUUUAAACAACUUUACAGAGCUGAGAAGCUCAAAAUGAAAACAUUACCAGUUCAGUCCUUUAAUCGAUUUAUUGAUAGUACCGAUAUUAGCAUAUCCUUCUUAGAGAGUUUAUUGAAACGAAUUCAAAUAAUAUGUGAUUUACAUCUCUCUCUGAAAAGUAAUUACCUAAAAAUGACAAAUAUAUCACGUGUAGGCUUUGACUUAGAGCUUUAUCAAACAUUAUUAAAGACUAUAAAGAUUUUACAUAACUUAAAAUCAAAUCUAUUCUAUUGGGCAGAAAAAAAUGUCAAUAUAUUUUUAAAAAAACUAUGCUUAGCUGACUCAAAUUUUAUAUCACCUGAGUUUUUACAAAACGUACUGAAAAUAUGCGAUGAGUUCAGCUCAAUAAUGAAAAAAGAUAGGAAGCAGGUAACUUCUGAAUUUUCAAGAGAUGAACACUUCUCUAGUACUGUAAUGUAUGAGCAUGAAACACGAAGUCUCAUUUUGCAAUAUUUAUCUCAUUUUGAAGCUAAAGUAGCAUCAGAACGAAUUGUACAUUUUUUGAUAUCUGAGUGUAAACGAGAUAAGCAAAAAUUAAGGAAAAAACCUGUAUGUGAAGACAUUGCUCAAAAUUGUAGCAGUACCUCUGAUUACUGCAGUGCAAAUGCAAGUGACUUAGGAACUGAACAGUCAUUACCAUCAAUUUUCGAUGCAUCCACAAAUUUUUGUUGUUUGUUGGGUUCUUUGAUACAACGAAGCCAAACAUUAGUUUUGAAAUAUUUAUAUUCUAUUACAAAAUUAAAAUCUGUAUCUUUGAAAAAUGAAAGAAAUGUUCCUGUCCAUAUGGGUGAAAUAAGUAUCUCAAAACCUAUUCGUCAUUCCUGGUUAGUGCCUCAAAUCAAUCUUGAUGAUGGUAGUUAUACAUUUCUUGAAGAUAAAUAUUGGAUGCAAUUUUGGAAUAAAUUGCAAUCAUUUGUAAUAAGAUCUCUUUCUGAAGUACCUUACCACCAAUAUGGAGGUCCUACAGCUGGAUCUGUAUUUUUAUGGCCAGAUUCAUAUCUUUGUAAAGUGUCAGAAAUUUUGAAAAUAGCUUUGACAAAUGAAGAUAUUUUACCUGAAGGUCGAGGUACAAUAAAAGAAAUAUACAAUUUUAUUCUUAUAUAUUCUGUGCAGAUGCUAUGGGACAAAAAAUUUUCAUCUACAAUAUCAGCAAUGCAUCUUUAUCUCUGCAUUCCAGUGCCAACUGUUUCAAAUGGAGCUAGAACUUAUCCUGGAAAUUUGUUUUGUAACUGUGUUGAACUGUUGAUUCAAUUAUUUCUGAAUACUAUUCAUUGUUCAAAAUCUCUUUCAUGUUUAAAAUCUGUACAACAACUCCAAGCCACUCUUGAUUCCUUCAUUUUGUGGAUGACCACCAAAACAAGAGCUCUUGUCUCUAAUAACAACUUGCCUGCUUAUUUACUCAUUUGCUGCUUUGAUUGCAAAUGGGCUUUAAGUAUUCUUAAAAAUAUAUCAUUUCAAUCAGGGGCUGAUGUACUUGAAGAAAUGCAAGUGUUUAAGUCAGCUAAUAAAAAACUAAGCAGCAUUAUUUCCAAGCAGAUUGAAUUUUUUGAAGGUUGGUUGCAAGAUGCUUCAAACCUUAUGUAUUGUAUAAUUUUUACCCAUGUAAAGAAAUGUCUUUGUUAUGCAUUGGAAUCAAAGUUUUUAUGGAAAAAGGUAUUUAAAGAUAAUUUGCAUUUGAAGCAAUCUGAAUUUUCUGCUGUUCAUCAAAUUUUAAUUCCUUUAACCGAGAUUGCCAACAAGUGCAAUUUUAAACCUGUAGUUUCGUCAGUUGUGUCUGCAGUUUCACAAGCUUUCUUGUUUAUUCUAAACAGAUUGAAAAGAAAAAUUAGUACAAGACACAUUCAAAUUCUUAUUGAGAACUUUAGGGAAUUUUUCAAGUGGUUUUCUGGCCUGAAACUGAAACACAUUGAGAGAAAAGAAAUUGAAAGAAUUCAUUCUUAUAAGAAAGUAUGCUGUAUCAUGAAGCUCCUGGAAACUACAAAUGCAGAACAACAGCAUUGUAUAUUUUCUAGAAAUCGUAUCUCACCAAUGCAACUUGCAGAAAUGGGUCCAUCAGAAGAUAUAACUCUAAGUGACCAGGAGAGAAUGUAUUGGCGAACUGUAAAUAGAGCUGUGUGUUUGUGUUGUUGACCAAUAUCAAUAAAAUUUUAUAUUAAUUGAAAACUUG